AUGACUGGGUACACCAGCAUUGUAAAGGCUUACGUGCCUGAUCACCAGAGCGGCAAUCGGAUUAACUUCGACAGCUUCCUUCCUGUUCUUUACGUAAUUCACGAUGGCGAGAGAAUUAAGAAGGCAAACAAUUACUUCGUGACAGACAGAUCCGAUCCUGGUUCCGGGCCAAACUAUGCCUGGGAUGCAUCCUAUGUCUCCAAAUCACCAUUCAACUCCGAGGAAUGCUUUUUGCAAAACAACGUGUCAAAAUCUCACUAUGCCAAAGAUGUUGAACAACAUGGUUUGGAUCAAUCAUCCAACGUCAAGACUACUUUCAUGGAAUUCGAUCUCGAGCCUCCGACGCUUAACAUAUCGGCUUCAUUCUUCUAUGACCCUACUCUGUACGGCUCAGCAGACAGAGUCUCGCCACACUUACAACAAAAAGCGCUUUGGAUAUGGUCGAAUGAUACAUACAACUACACAUAUUUGUCAACAUUUGGUACAUGCCAGCCAGACGGAGGGAACUACCAAUGGGGGUUUUCCUUCAUUCAGCUGUUCAUCAUGAACAUCAUGCUUCUCAUAUGGACACUCGGCAUCCUCAUCAUGUGGUACCGGGCCCAAUCUACAAUGCAGAAACGAGGCCGCGUCAGUGUAGCCGGUGUACACAAGGCUGUGGUCGAGCUCGCAGAAACCAUGCACAAAGAGCUAGAUGCUGAGGACUUUGACCUGAGCCUUUCAACGGAGGCACAGAUCAAACAACGAACAGCGGCGGCAAAAGGAGGUAGCAUAGCCUACGAUGCGCCGCUUGUUGAUGAGAAAGUGCCGGACGCAUCAUUCACAAAGUGGCUCAAGCGCGAAAAGUGGUGGCUCAUAGUAACGUUUGUCUUCAUCUUUGCGACAAGCGUCCUCAUGAUCAUAAGACCCUUGAGUAGGAUUCCUCGCAGUAUUUACCGCGUACACUCGAAUACUUUCGGCCCCAACAGAGUGACGUCCACCAUGUCCCAAUCCUCAACCAGCGAGAAUACCACCAGCACCGUUCCACCGCCCUUGACUCACAUGCUCGAAACAUGUAUCUACGUUUCCUCAGCCUCUCGCUCUGCAGAGUGGUACUCCCGCAUAUUCAACAUCACGCCAGACUUCGUGAAUGACCGCAUGGCAUCCUUCCCCAUUCCACCUACAACCCUCCUGCUCUUCACCCUCGGCUACACCUCCGCCGAUAGUGACGUACCUAAUCGAGGCCGCAUAGCAGGCCACGGUCCGACGCCUGAGGUCCUCAACAUUCUAUCCAAGAGCGCCUCGUCUACCCUUGAUCCCAAGAGCCAGGCCUUGAAGCAGCACUUCUGCUUCGCGGUUCCAAACGCUGAGGAUGUAAAGAAAUGGGAGCAGCAUCUAAGUAGCGAAGGGGUCAAGAUUCUUUCGACGAUGGACUGGGAGCGUGGUGGGCGGAGCGUGUAUUUCGAGGAUUUGGAUGGGAAUGUGGGGGAGGUUGCGAGUCGGGGGUUGUGGAAGCAUUGGUGA
Molecule: messenger RNA, 1500 nt
Organism: Didymosphaeria variabile
Lineage: Eukaryota; Fungi; Ascomycota; Dothideomycetes; Pleosporales; Didymosphaeriaceae
Exons: 8
Coding region: 1-1500 (499 amino acids)
Source: RefSeq, a predicted model, not a curated record